Messenger RNA from Galleria mellonella (greater wax moth), 619 nucleotides. It is a transcript of the gene pen-2, whose product is annotated as gamma-secretase subunit pen-2. Gene Ontology annotation, cellular component: gamma-secretase complex. NCBI's taxonomy places the organism in Eukaryota, Metazoa, Arthropoda, Insecta, Lepidoptera, Pyralidae. Gene Ontology annotation, biological process: Notch receptor processing. The coding region runs from base 206 to 511 and encodes 101 amino acids. The transcript has 3 exons. The record is from RefSeq and is a predicted model, not a curated record.
ACAGUCCAACUAGUAGUUUGUUUUAUUUCGCUGAUUUUAUAAAUUGUUUCUUAUUAACAGAUACUUUUAUAUUAUUUUUAUUAUUUGUAAUAGUUUUCUAGGUACAAUAAUUUCAUCAGUAGUAGUGACCAAUUUCAUUUUUGAAAUUCACAUUAAAAUAUAAUUCAUGCACUUGCACUAUACUUAGACGUGCAAUAAGUCAACAAUGGAUUUAGCUAGAUUGCCAAAUGACAAGAAACUGCAACUCUGUAGGUGGUAUUUUAAAGUUGGCUGUGUAUUUCUGCCAUUUGUUUGGGCUGUAAAUACAGUGUGGUUCUUCAAAGAAGCAUUUGUGAAACCACCAUAUGAUGAACAAAAACAAAUUAAGAAAUAUGUGGUGAUGAGUGGUGCAGGUGCCAUUAUAUGGGCUAUAGCUUUAGCCAUAUGGGUCACCAUAUACCAACUACAAAGGGUGUCAUGGGGCGUCAUAGGAGAUGAGCUCUCCUUCAUCGUACCGCUGGGGAGACCCUGAAGUAGAAGCAAACCACAAGGACGUCAUAGAUGGACUGAUAUAAUUGCUUGUGUAUAUAAUAACAUGUUAAGUAAUAUUUUGGAUAAUUCACAAUAGAAGAUGGACUUU